Molecule: messenger RNA, 4567 nt
Organism: Elgaria multicarinata webbii
Lineage: Eukaryota; Metazoa; Chordata; Lepidosauria; Squamata; Anguidae
Gene: IFT140
Product: intraflagellar transport 140
Exons: 31
Coding region: 76-4479 (1467 amino acids)
Biological process (GO): intraciliary retrograde transport
Cellular component (GO): ciliary basal body; axoneme; intraciliary transport particle A
Molecular function (GO): protein binding
Source: RefSeq, a predicted model, not a curated record
GGAAAACAUCCAAAGAUCUGAUCACACAUCUUCGUGUCGCUUAUUUGACCCCAAGUAUAUAUUUGAACGUUUACCAUGGCUGUGUACAUUGAUCAUCAGCUAGAAGCCCUUCAGUCCCGGGGACCCCAUUCCCAUAUAGCUUGGCACCCUCGUCAGUCAUUUUUGGCUGUUGCAUCCAUUAAUUCAAACUCUGGUGGCAGCGUGGAUAUUUUUCCAGAGCAGGGAGAGUAUACGUGUGAUGCACACUUGGAAAGAAAUUUCCGGGCCACAUGCCUCAAUUGGCAUCCAUCCAAACUGAUAUUGGCGGUGGGCUGUGAGAUGGGGGACGUGGUGGUUGUGAACAAGCAGGACAAGGAACAUCAUGCAGUACCCUCCAACCAUAAUGCUGAUAUUACAGUCCUCAACUGGAGCACUAAUGGCACCCGUCUAGUUUCUGGAGACAAACUUGGUGUCCUGGUGUUAUGGCGGAUGGACCAGCGGGGUCGGGUUCAAGGCCCCCCUCUACUUAAACAUGAAUACGGAAAGCAUCUCAAUUACUGUAUCUUCCGGCCACCUCCUCCUGGCGAGGACUUGGUACAACUAGCCAAAGCUGCAGUGAGUGGUGAUGAGAAGGCCUUGGACAUGUUUAACUGGAGAAAAUCUGGGAUGGGAAUGCCUCUGAAAAUGGGACCUCAGGAAGGGUUGUCAUUCUUUAUCAGUGUGACAGAUGGAACUGUGCAUUAUGUGAACGAGAGAGGGAAAACAAGCCAGGCAUUGACCACAGAGAGUUCAGUCCAAAAGCUGCUGUUCAUGGAAAAGGAUGUCUUGGUAGUAAUAACAGAGACUCUUCUCUUAUCUCUUCACAAAAUUUCUCUUGAAGGAGAAGCAGAGGAGCUCUUGAAGGUGAAGCUGAGUGGGAAGAUGGGUCACCCUGCUGAUAUCAUUCUGAUUGACCGGAGCCUCCUCAUCACUGCGACAGGUGAACCAGUUCUUAGGUUCUGGGACUUGGAGCGUGGCGAGAACUAUGUGCUCUCUCUGGAUGAGCAGUUUGGGUUUGAAAUAGCAGAAUGUAUCAACUGUGUGUCAUACUGCCAUGCUAAAAGUCUUCUCUCAGCUGGGACGGACAAAGGGAGAGUAGCUAUGUGGAGGAAAGUGUCAGUCACCAGCCAAAGCUCAUGGUCACUGGAAGGCAAAGACAGAUGGAAGCUUCAGGCACCUACAGAGCUGGAAGGGAACAUCAUUCAAAUAAAGUGGGGAACCAAGAAGAACCUACUGGCUGUAAACACAACUAGCUCUGUGUCAAUCCUUAGCGAACAGGCCAUGUCUUCACACUUCCACCAGCAAGUGGCAGUGGUGCAGGUUUCACCAAACCUGUUCAGUGUCACAUCCUUCAGCUCAAGAAUGACUGACAACAUCCGUAUGGACAUGUAUGUGAAUGGCGUUUUUGCCACCAAGGAUGCUGUAGCAUUCUGGAAUGGAAAGCAAGUUGCCAUCUUUGAGCUCUCAGGUGCCACUUUGCGGAAUUCAGGUUCUUUCACCUGUGAUUCCCCUGUGCUGGCUAUGCAUGAAGAAAACCUUUACACCGUUGAGCCAAAUCGUGUUCAAGUUCGCACCUGGCAAGGCACUGUGAAGCAGCUGCUGGUGUUCUCUGAAUCGGAAGGGAAUCCAUGCCUCCUGGACAUCUGUGGGAAUUUCUUGACUGUGGGAACAGACUUGGCUCACUUUAAAAUUUUUGAUCUUUCUCGCAGAGAAGCAAAAGUACAUUGCAGUAGCAAGGCCCUUGCUGAUCUGGUUCCAGGCACGAGUGGAAUUGCGUCUGUGAAGUGCAAUGCAAGUGGCAACAAAGUUAGCAUCCUCAUCAACAAGGCUGAUGGAAGUCUUGACUCCAAGAUCUGUUUCUAUGACAUUGAAAUGGACAUAGUCACCCUGUUUGAUUUCCAAUCUGGACAACAGAAGGAUGCUAGAGAAAUGCUCUCUUUUGGACAGGAGGCUGAGGGGAGAGGCACCUCUGAAUAUCCAGAACUGUGUGACCGCAUACCUGCCAGUCACUUCUGGGAUCAAAACGAACCAAGGCUUUUCAUAUGCGAAACAGUUCUUGACCCAAGUCAGCAGUCACUGGACAAGAAGCAGGAGCCAGCAGAAAGUUCGAUGGAUGUUCUGAUUAUAUCCUUCUUCUGUACCGAAGAGCAUGGGCUUUUGCUCCAGGACAGCUUUCCGUUGCCAUCAGCUUACCAGUCUCUUUUGGGCAUGGAGGUGCCGCAUUAUUACUUUGCCAAAAAGUUGUUGUUUUGGAGAGGAUCUGUCUAUAAACCUUAUCCUGAAGCUGAGAAAAAAGAUGAAGCAGAACCUGGUGUGGAACCACUCUAUCAGAUGGUAGCCAAAAGGCCAAUGCGAGAUUUCAUUGGACUGGAAGAAUGUGACAAGGCCACGCGGGAUGCUAUGCUUAACUUCAGCUUCUAUCUCACCAUUGGGGAUAUGGAUGAGGCCUUUAAAUCCAUCAAGCUCAUCAAAAGUGAGGCCGUCUGGGAGAACAUGGCCCGCAUGUGUGUGAAGACGCAAAGGCUCGACGUCGCCAGAGUUUGCCUGGGGAACAUGGGUCACGCUCGAGGAGCCCAGGCGUUACGGGAGGCCGAGCAAGAGCCGGAGCAGGAGGCCCGGGUCGCCAUGUUGGCCAUCCAGCUGGGCAUGUUGGAAGAUGCUGAGCAGUUGUACAAGCAGUGCCGACGCUACGACCUCUUGAACAAAUUUUACCAGGCCUCGGACCAGUGGCAGAAGGCCGUAGAAGUAGCUGAGGCUCACGACCGAGUCCACCUGCGCACCACCUGCUACAAUUACGCCAAGCACUUGGAAGCCACCGGCGAGCGCACUCUUGCGCUCACCUAUUAUGAGAAGUCAGACACACACAAGUUUGAGGUACCUCGAAUGCUUUCAGAAGAUUUGCAAGCCUUGGAAUCUUACGUCAACAAGAUGAAAGAUAAGAGCUUAUGGAAAUGGUGGGCCCAGUACCUGGAAGGUCAGGCAGACAUGGAAGCAGCUUUUAGGUAUUACGAACUGGCUCAGGAUUACUUUUCCAUGGUCCGUAUCCACUGUUUCCUGGGUAACAUCCAGAAGGCAGCUGAAAUAGCAAAUGCGACGGGUAACUGGGCAGCUUCAUAUCACGUCGCCCGUCAGUAUGAGAGCCAUGAUGACAUCAAGCAGGCUGUGCACUUCUACACCAGAGCCCAAGCGUUCAACAAUGCUAUUCGACUGUGCAAGGAGAACAAUCUGGAUGACCAGCUGAUGAACUUGGCUCUUCUCAGCUCGCCGGAAGACAUGAUUGAAGCAGCGCGCUAUUACGAAGGGACGGGCGAGCAGAUGGACAGGGCCGUGAUGCUGUACCACAAGGCGAGCGACUUGUCCAAAGCUCUGGAGCUGGCCUUUGCCACGCAGCAGUUUGCCGCCUUGCAGCUCAUUGCGGAGGAUUUGGACGAGAAGUCCGACCCGGCCUUGCUGGCUCGUUGCUCGGACUUCUUCAUCGAGCAUGCCCAGUACGAGAAGGCCGUUGAACUGCUGCUAGCUGCCAAAAAGUACCAGGAUGCCCUGCAGCUCUGCCUGACGCAGAACCUGACGAUCACCGAGGAGAUGGCUGAGAAGAUGACCAUCUCAAAGGACUCCAAGGAGCUCUCGGAGGGCUCCCGGCGAGAGCUCCUGGAGCAGAUAGCCGACUGCUGCAUGCGGCAGGGCAAUUACCACAUGGCCACCAAGAAGUACACCCAAGCGGGAAACAAGCUGAAAGCCAUGAGAGCACUGUUGAAGUCCGGAGACACAGAGAAGAUUGUGUUCUUUGCUGGGGUCUCGAGGCAGAGGGAGAUUUACAUCAUGGCUGCCAACUAUCUCCAGUCCCUGGAUUGGCGCAAGGACCCAGAGAUCAUGAAGAACAUCAUCAGCUUCUACACCAAAGGGAGGGCUCUGGACCUCCUGGCUGGCUUUUACGACGCUUGUGCUCAGGUGGAGGUGGAUGAGUACCAGAACUAUGAGAAGGCCCUCGGAGCCCUGACGGAGGCCUACAAGUGCUUGUCAAAGGCAAAGGCACAGAGUCCAGUGGAGCAAGAGAGCAAACUCGCGCUCCUACACCGCAAGAUGGCGCUGGUGAAGAGAUUUAUUCAGGCGCGAAGACUUGACCCGGAGGAUCCCAAGGAGGCCGCGAGGCAGUGUGAGCUGCUGCUGGGCGAGCCAGAGCUCGACAGCGCCAUCCGUCUGGGGGAUGUCCUAGGCUUCCUAGUGGAGCAUCACCUGAAGGCGCAGGAAUUCCAGAUGGCAUACCGGUACCUGGAGGAGUUGCGUAAGAAAAUUCCGUGCGUGAACCUCAACUAUUACGUGAACCAACAGACUGUUGAGGCCGUUCACAGAGGGUUGGGCGUUCCCCUGAGCCGGAACCCUGUCCCAGAGAGAGUUCGCCACAAUAGCGUGGAGGACAAGGAGGUGGAAGAGGAAGUGGCUGACGAAGCAGAGGCUUCCUAAACCGAGUCUGAGCUCCGGCUUCGUGAGAUGGUGCAACUUCUCCUGCACGGCUAACAGAAAGCGGGGAGGUUGCAAAGUCAUCUUUUAA